UUCCAGUUGGUCGCUUACCUUUUGUUGUUAGCGAGGUGUCGCGGGGCAUCUCGUGUCCUAUUCCGCUGCGCUGACAGAGCAGCAGCGGAACGCACUGAGCGCACAUCGCCAUGGCGUCGGAAGAAGUGCCCAAGACCUGCAAGGUCAUUCUUGCAGACACAAUAGCCAAGAAGCUCCUGGCUGAAGUCAGGGAGACAUUGGCCAGCGUUCAGGGCCCUGAAUCCUCAAAACCCACCUUGGUUGCCUUCCUGGCCAACGGUGAUCCUGCCGCCGACCAGUACGCCGAGUGGUCCAAGAAGACAUGCGAGGAGAACGGCUUCCACUUUGAUCUCCGCAAGGUCGAUAAGGAGGACCUUGAAGAGGCCAUCGUGGCCGCGAACCAGGACGACUCCGUCGAUGGUAUCCUUGUCUACUACCCGAUCUGGCGGAACAAUAAGCAGCAGGACCGGUACAUCCAAGAGACCGUCGCCCUCUCCAAGGAUGUCGAGGGCCUCUGCCACACCCACCUCUUCAACAUGUACCACAACGUGCGCUUCCUCGAUCCGCCCACCAACCAGAAGAAGUCCAUCCUUCCGUGCACCCCGCUCGCCAUCGUAAAGACGCUCGAGCAUUUGCAGAUCUACAAUCCGAUUUUGGCCUAUGGCAACCGCCUCUUUGGCAAGACCAUCACCGUCAUCAACCGCAGCGAGGUCAACGGCCGUCCACUGGCCGCGCUGCUGGCCAACGACGGCGCCACCGUCUACAGCGUCGACAUCACUGGCGUACAGGUCUUCACCCGCGGCAGCGGCAUCCGCGCGCCGCGCCAUCAGGUCCACGACAAGGAGGGCUGGGAGCUCAAGGACGUCCUGCCGCUCAGCGACGUUGUUAUCGCCGGCGUGCCGAGCGAAGACUUCAAGGUGCCGACCGAGCUGCUCCGCGAGGGCGCCGUGUGCAUCAACUUCUCGAGCUACCGCAACUUCGACGGCCCGGCGGUGAAGGAGAAGGCCAGCAUUUACGUGCCCAGCGUCGGCAAAGUGACUAUUGCCGUGCUGUUGCGGAACCUGGUGCGCCUGAUUGCCAACCGGCCGCGACCCGAAGGGGCAGCUGAUGCAGCUAUCGAGAAAGCGAGGAAUGAGGCGUUUAAGGAUGGUUGAUGGUGACUGACGACCAUCCCCGGCGUUACGUUAUGUGUCUGGCUACGUGAAAAGCUCAGGAUACAAGGGCGAAAAACGGAUUGAUAUACAGAGACGUUAGAAGACCAUCUGCUUGAUACUCAGAUAAAUCAAACAUGAUUAGAU
This is a messenger RNA of Thermothielavioides terrestris NRRL 8126, 1277 nucleotides long. RefSeq lists its product as uncharacterized. Gene Ontology annotation, cellular component: cytosol. The record is from RefSeq and is a predicted model, not a curated record. NCBI's taxonomy places the organism in Eukaryota, Fungi, Ascomycota, Sordariomycetes, Sordariales, Chaetomiaceae. The transcript is spliced from 4 exons. Gene Ontology annotation, biological process: purine nucleobase biosynthetic process. Bases 111 to 1133 code for a protein of 340 amino acids. Gene Ontology annotation, molecular function: methylenetetrahydrofolate dehydrogenase (NADP+) activity; methylenetetrahydrofolate dehydrogenase (NAD+) activity.